Messenger RNA from Melampsora larici-populina 98AG31, 846 nucleotides. RefSeq lists its product as uncharacterized. The record is from RefSeq and is a predicted model, not a curated record. Lineage: Eukaryota; Fungi; Basidiomycota; Pucciniomycetes; Pucciniales; Melampsoraceae. The coding region runs from base 1 to 846 and encodes 281 amino acids. The transcript has 2 exons.
AUGUCAUGCAUUUUUCCCACUUCUGAUCUUUCGAUUGAAGAUAAAACUAAUCAUACUCAAUUGGAUUUCGAAUCGAUCACUUCUGAAGACGUUACAACCCAAGAGGAUCAAGAUAGCUUUCCAGACGAAUUAGAAUCAGUUUCUCAUUUGAUCGAAGAACGUGUAGUUGACGCGUUUUCAAAAAUCCGAAAGAAAUUUUCUUCAAAUAUCUUGAAAAUGGGUGAAGGAGUAAAUGACAGCGCUGAGGGUAGACGUCGAAGCGCUGACGAUGGACGUACCACGGAAAAUCCACUCAAGAAACAUGGCUUUGCCCGUUCAAUAGCUGCACCCUUACAUCGACUCUUUGGCACAACAGCUGACGCAGCGCAACCACUAUCGAAAAGAAAGGCUCGAUCAGCUUCCUUUUCAUCUUACAGACCUUCUAGUGGUAGUUUGACCGCACUUCUAAGACUCGGGAACGCUUCUGAGACAGAUUGGGAUUUUCUGUGUCAAGGUGAAGUGCCUGAUGUACCACCUAGGAAUGAUGAUCAUGUGCUUUCAGAUUGUUGUUCCACUCCUUGGAUCGGCGAACUCAGCUUUGAGUCAUCUUGCACGUCACCUUCAUCAACUUCAACUUUUGCUACAUCUGUCACUAGUCUUCCAAGCCCAACUCACCUGAGCUUUCAACAACCACCAUCUCCUACUUCUCCGGUCGGACUUCGAUCAUCAAAACCGACGAAGCUGUCAGUCGAUAAUAUCUCAGCUCCAAUGUUACCUCCACCCCAACGUCGAGCAUAUACUAGUCCCCCUCCUGGUCCACUAGGCUCUUCUAUACCUCUGCCAUCUUGUGUUGAAGCAUCUGAUUAA